This is a messenger RNA of Cyanistes caeruleus (blue tit), 8032 nucleotides long. The record is from RefSeq and is a predicted model, not a curated record. NCBI's taxonomy places the organism in Eukaryota, Metazoa, Chordata, Aves, Passeriformes, Paridae.
UCCAGAGGGCUGUGCUGGUAUCUGCUUGGUUUACUCCUGCUGCUAAUUCUUAGAACUUCCUCCCUGUGCCAGGGGCUGUUUACCAGGGGAUUACAGGCAGUUGAUCUUGUCUAAUUUAGUUUCCUUUUAACCUAGAAGGAAUUAAUCCCCUCCUGGCCCAUGCAAACAGCAGCCCGUUUUGUGUGGGUGCAAGAUUGGGUCUGUGUGGAAUCAAAUGCUUCCAACUCUCAUCUCUAGCAAGGUUUCAGGUCACUUAAAGUCUUUGAGUGCCAGUGCCAGGGACUGGCUCUGGUCUGGGGGUCCUCCUGGAGCCUCCAGCAGCUCUGGUAAGAGAACAUCACUGCUGUCAUUGGUCAGUGGGAUCUCAAUGGCAAAGAGGUGCUCUCUCAGCAGCCACUUUCCAUCCUGUCUGUGUCUUUCCCUCUCUGAGACAAGUGUGAUUUAAAUUUAAAGGGGACAAAGAGGUCACCCAGGAAGGGACAAUGCACCCUGAGCCUUUUCCUCUGCUCCUGGGUUGUCCUUGCACCACACAAAACAGGUGAAGAACAGCCACAAGCCUGUGUUGGCAUCACUGGUGUCUCGCUGGUGCUUAGGUGGGGGCUGUGACCCCCAUCUUCUCCUGUCCCCUUCCUCCUCCAUCCUCUGCUGUCCCUCCCUGGUCCUGCAUUGGGAAGAUGCCAUGUUGCUGUGGGAUCUGUGUUGGAUCAGCCUGAAACACAGGGUUCCUGGUUUGUGGGGACCUUUGAACUUGGCUUUGUCUGAAACCAGCCCUGGCUGUGGCCAGGGAGAGCCCUACUGGCACCUGCACCUGGAUGGGCAUCCCCAGGAGCCACAGGGAUGCCAGGGUGCUGCUGAGCUUACUGGGAGCCACCUGGGACUCUGAAAGAGUUGUCCAGGGGCAAAGCCUGGUUUAAGGUCUUGUGUAGACAGGGUGCCUGGCCAGAGCCUCAGACACAGAUUUUGGGGCUGGGAUUGUCCCAGAGCCUGGAUCCCGGUAGUUGGGGUUCCUGGGAUGCUGGAGCUGCCGACUUUCCCUCUGUUGUGAGCCUUUGGUGUUUUCCUGGGAGCCAGGGCCACCUUGUGCUGAGCCUGGGCCACAAGUUUGCUGGACUGCAAAGUAACACCAUAUUCUGAGAACUGCUGAUUCCCAAACUGCUGCUGCCACCUUGGGAAGUGCUUGGUUGGCUUUGUCCGUGGGCAUUCUGCUGUUCUGUAGCGUUUUAAACAGAUGCUGCAAGGAGAUGCUUUAAAAUGUGCUUCAGUGGCUGCAGUGCACUCUCUCCAAGUUGUGUUCCCAGCCCUGCAAAGUGCUCUCUGUCCCUCUGCUGGAAAGCUGCUGCUGUGGCUGUGUGAGCCCAAACAUUCUCUGAGCCAGGGCGAGGUCUCCCGCUCUCCCUCUGGGGCUCUGUUCUUUCCACCCUAAACUGGUUUUUCGAGUCAUUUUUUCAGAUGUGCCUCCAUCUCUGCUGCUCACCUGCGUUCGGGGAGGAGCCUCCCAGGAGCUGCUCUUUACUGCUCUGCAGAGCGUCCCUCGCUGAGUCCUGGCCUUCCAUCCCGACAGACUGCAGCAGGGAGCAGGAGCCAGAGCCCACCACGAGCCUGCAGAGCCCGGGACACCAGCUGGGACCUGGCCAACAUGUUCAAGGGGGUGGGCAAAGGCUCCCCGAGCAGAAGUUCCCCCAGCAGAGGUUCCCCUGUCAAACCGAGCAAGUCCUCCACAAACGAGCUGGCCGUGCUCAUCUCCCGCAUGCAGACAAAUGCUGACCAGGUGGAGAAGGACAUCCUGGAGACUCAGUCCAGACUCAAGCAGGACUCCAGCAAUCACCAGAAGAACAAAGCUUUUGAGUACCAGACAGAGAAUGCCAGGAACCUGAAGGAAGCUGAGACCCUGCUGAAGGAUCUCUUCCUGGAUGUGGACCGUGCCAAGAGGCUGAAACACCCACAGGCUCCUGAGAUAGAGAAAGACAUCCAGCAGCUCCAUGACCGUGUGACACAGCUCUGUGCGGAGUACCGGGCCCUCUACGAGCAGCUGAACAUCCCCGAGGUGGGGCCCAGGGUGGACUGGACCAGGAUCCUGGACCAAAAGAUGAAACAAGUCAAUGCAGGACAGUACGGCCCCGGCAUGUCAGAGCUGGAAAAGCAAAUAGCUGAGCACAACAUCCUCCAGAAGGAGAUCGAAGCCUACGGGCUCCAGAUCAAGAACCUCCGCUCCGGGGAUGUGGCAGAUUUAAAAAGCCAGUACAAGGACUUGCUGAAAGCUUCCAUCUGGCGAGGGCAGAGCCUUGGCAGCCUCUACCACCACCUCCAGGGCUGCACCAAGGAGCUGGGCUACCUGACGGAGCAGCAGACCAAGAUCCUGAAGCAGGACUGGAGUGACCAAAUGAUGGAUGUGCAGAGCGUGCGUCGGGAGUACGAGGAUUUCAAGUCCAAUGAGCUGCUCAGCCAGGAGGAGUUUGUGAACCACCUUCAGGAUGAUGGGGACAGGAUGAUUGAGCUGAAGCACCCAGCCAUCAAACCUAUCCAGGCUCACCAGGAAGCUUUGAAGAACGAGUGGCAGGAGACAUUCCAGGAUGAUGCUGAGGCUGUGAGCCGCUCCCUGAAGAAGAUGAGCUCUGACCUGGACACCAAAUACAGCAAGUUCAACAAAGACAGCCCUGGGGUGGUGUCAGAUCUGCUGCUUCAGCUGGAGAACGAGGAGAAGGUGUUGAAGCAGGCAGAGAAGAGCAUCACUGACCUGAAGAGAAGGAGCAAAGAGAUCAGCCCACUGAAACUGCGCAGGACACGUCCCCCUCAGCCCCUCACCCUGGACACCCUCUGUGACUGGGAUGCUGGGGAGGUGCAGCUGACCAGAGGGGACAAGUACACUCUGAAGGACAACAGCAACCCAGAGAUGUGGGUGGUUCAGAGCAGCACUGGAGUGGUCCAGGAGGCACCUUCUGCUUGUUUCUCCAUCCCUCCUCCUGACCCUGAGUCCAUAGACAAGGUCAACAGGUUGGAAGGGGAACUGAGCACAGUGAAGCAGAAGCGAGCAGCGGUUCAGAGCACCCUGAGACGCAGCCAAAAGGAGCAGGUGCAGCCCAGCCAGCAAGCUCUGUCCAAGAGCCCUCCAGCAGUCCAGGAUGAUCCCAAAGCUGACCAGCUCCUCAGCAGCCUGGAUCGCAUUGGCAAGGACCUGGUCCAGGUGGAGAAGGAGGUCCUGAACCGAGUGAGGUCUCCUGUGAACUACAGUGACCCUACAGAUGACCUUGGCAGGAGGAUCAAACAGCAGCAGGAAACAACAAAGAAACUUGAGAACCUGGGGGCAGCCAAGGAUGCCUUGCAGAAGGAGUGUGAGACCUACCUUUCCAAAAAACCCACCAGCACCUCGGCUUCCCAGCUCCCUGUCACGCUGAAUGCCCUCAGGAGCAAAUACAACGAUGUCAAUAUGCUCUCCAGCCUGUACAACGAGAAGGCUAAGGCUGCCCUGAACCUGGAGACUCAGAUUGAGAACACAGACAAGAUUGUCAGCACAUUUGAGGCCAAGCUGGCUCAGGACAGCAUCAUUCCUGCAUCCCCCAAUGCCCUGCAGGAUCGGGCCAAUGACCUGCAGAAGUUGAGGCGGGACCUGGUGGCCCAGGAGGACUGUGUGCUGAAGCUGAACCGAGGGCUCAAGGAUGCUGAGCACAGCUGCAGUGCUGUGCAGAACAACUUCCAGGAGUACUGCCCUGACCUGCCCCGGCAGAAGCGGGAGGUGCAGCUCCUCAACGAUCGCUACCACGCCGUGGCUGACCAGCUGGAUCAGCGAGAGAAGACCCUCAGAAACAUCAGCCUCACCUACCAGCAGUUCCAAAACUCCAAUGAGAACCUGAUGUUCUGGAUGAACAACCUACCCAGGCACCAAGUGAAGACCACUGAUGGGCCAAGCCAGAUCAAAUACAAGCUGCAGGCACAGAAGAGGCUGGUGGAGGAGAUCCAGAGCAAGGAGCCUGAGAGGAACGCCCUGAUCCGGCUGUCCCAGAACGUGCAGUCCACACUCAAUGACUAUGAGCUUGAAGCAGGCAAGUACAGCUCUUCUCUGGACCCUUCCCUGACUGACUCUGCUGCAAAGAGGCUGCGUGUGACCCCCCUGCAGGAAAGCAUCCAGGCCCAGGAAAAUGAUGUCACCAAGCUCUACAUGGAGCUGGCAGCAGAAAAUAAACAGCAGCUCAGCCGGCUGGAGUUUGCCAAGAAGAUUGUUGAGAAGAAGGAAGUGCAUGAGGGCAUUGAAGCUGUACAUGAGCAAACCCAGAAAGCUGAAAACAAAGCCACAACCAGCAGGGAAUCUGAGGGGUUGAAAUUGCAGCUGGAGGAGGAAAGGAGGAAAGUGGCCAGGAUUGAAGAGGACCUGGAGGAACACAGAAACAAGCUGCUGAUGUUGAAAACUCAGAAGCCCAUUGAAAGAGUAGAAGAAAAAGAGGUGAUUGAAUACUACAGAGACCCACAGGUGGAAAGCAACCUGUCUAGGAUGGCACAGCAGAUUGAAGAGGAAGGCAAAAAGAGGCAGAGCCUGCAAGAAGACAUUGAUAUGAUGAGCCGAAAGCUUGCCCAGAUGGAGAGCGAGAAGAAGGUGGCUCCUGCCCAGCUCCUCACCAAAGAGAUCACAAAAAUUGAGAAGGAUCCAGGCCUGGAUGGCCAAGCAGCCAGUCUUCGUCAGGAGAUCAAGCGUCUCCAGGAGGAAAGCUUGGCUGCUGCUUCUGAACUUGAGCAGCAUAAGAGGGAGCUGCACAUGCUGGAGCGAAAGCAGCCCAACAUCCGAGAGAAAGUGGUGGUGAAGGAGCUCAUCAAACUGGAGAAAAACCCAGAAAUGCUGAAAUCUGUUAGGACCCUGCAGUUACAAAUCGAUGAGGAGUCCUUCAAAAGAAAGUCUGCAGAAGAAGCAAUAGAGAAAGUGAAGAACAAGAUUGAGGAGGUGGAAAGGCUGAUUGAAACAACAGAACCCAAAAUUAUUGUUAAAGAGGUGAAACAGGUAGAGCAGGACCCAGAGUUACUGAAAGAGACUUCCAAGCUUAAAACUCUGAUUGAAGAAGAGAGGAGCAAAAACUUGCUGCUGACAGGUGAGCUGGGAGAGCUGCAGAGCCAGUACAGCAUCGCAGAGAAGCAAAAGCCCAGGAUAGAGGUGAAAGAGAGGGUCAAUGAGAUCUUCCUGGUGGACCCUGAAACAGAGAAGCAGAUUGCACACCUGAAGAGGGAGCUGCAGGAAGUCACUCUGAAAAGGACAAAGAUUGACAGUGAAGUGGAAGAGGCCUUAGCAGAGCUCAAAGUCCUCAGGUCACAGAAACCGGAGGUGGAAUUCAAGGAGGUUAUAGAGGAGGUGGUGAAACAUGAAAAGAGUCCAGAGAUUCUCAGAGAAAUUGACAGGCUGAAAGAGCAGCUCAAUGAACUUGUGAACACCAACGGCAGGACCCAGGAGCAGCUCAUUAGGCUGCAGGGGGAAAGGGAUGAAUGGAGGAGGGAGAGAUCCAAGGUGGAAACCAAGCUGGUCAACAAGGAAGUCAUUCGAUAUGAGAACGAUCCACUCUUGGAAAAAGAAGCCGAUCGCCUGCGUCAGGAGGUGCGCAACAUGUCCCAGAAGAGGAGAGCUGCAGAGGAUGCCAUCUAUGACCUGCAGAAUAAAUACAUGCUGCUGGAGAGGCGGAAGCCAGAGGAGAAGGUGGUUGUUCAAGAGGUGAUACUGACCCAAAAGGAUCCAAAGCUCCGAGAUGAGCACAGCAGACUGAGACGCAGUCUGGAUGAGGAGGUGAGCAACAGGCGUCGCCUGGAACGCGACGUGCAGCAGGUUCGUGUGCUGGUGGAAGAGCAAGAGAAGCUGCUCAACUUUCAGGAGGAUCGAAGCAAGAGGCUUGCACUGGAGAAGGAGAUGAGGCAAAUUACACUGAGAAUAAAGGAGCUGGAGGAGAGCCCAGCCCCAGUACAAGAAAAAAUAAUUAUGGAGGAAGUUGUCAAGCUGGAGAAGGAUCCGGUCCUGGAACAGUCUGCCAGCAACCUGCGCUUGGAGCUGGACCGUGAGAAGAUGGAGGUGCUGAGCUUGCAGAGAGAAUGCAAGAACCUGCAGGUGCAAGUCGAUGUCCUUCAGAAAACGAAAUCCCAGGAGAAGACCAUCUACAAGGAAGUGAUUCGAGUGGAAAAGGACAGAGCACUGGAGAGUGAACGUGCACGCAUCUGGGAGCUGCUGAGCAGGGAGAGGGGAGCCAAGCAAAAGGCAGAAGAAGAGGUCCGGCGGCUCCGGGAGAAAAUCGAGAGAGCUGAAGGCAUGAAGAGGACAUGGGCUCGUGAAGAGACAGAGCUGCAGAAAGCCAGGAACCUGGCUAUCCAGGAGAGAGCCAACCUGGAGAGUGAACUGCGGGAGCUGGAGAGGCAGAAGCAGCAGAAAGUCCUCUUCCUUCGGGAGGAAUCCAAACUGCUCAGCCAGCGGACUGAGAAUGACAGGCAGAAAAAGAAGCAGCUGGAACAUGAGGUUUCCCUGCUGGAGGCAGACAUCCUUAGGGAGAAGGACCAGAUCUACAACAAGGAGAGGUUCAUUCGGGAUCUCCAGUCAAAGGUCAACCGUGAAGAAAUCAAUCAUGAGACCCAGAUGAGAGAGACAAACCUCUCCACCAAGAUCUCCAUCUUGGACCCUGACACAGGGAAGGACAUGUCUCCUUAUGAAGCCUAUAAGCGAGGUAUCAUAGACAGAGGCCAGUACAUCCAGCUGCAAGAGCUGGAGUGUGACUGGGAGGAAGUCACCACCCUGGGCCCAAAUGGGGAAAUCUCACUUCUCCUUGACAAGAAAAGUGGGAAGCAGUAUUCCAUUGAUGAUGCACUAAGGCUGAGGAGGAUCACAAAGGAGGAGUACCAGCUCUACCGGGAUGGCAAGAUUCCCAUCUCUGAAUUUGCCUUGCUGGUGGCUGGGGAAACCAAGCCUCCCUCGUCCCUCUCAAUUGGCUCCAUCAUCUCCAAAUCCCCACUCACAUCACCCACCACCCACCAAACCCAAACCUUCUUCCCCCCAGCCUCACAGAAGGGCAUAUGUGAUGACACAUCCCCCAUCGCCGGGGUGUAUGACACCACCACCAACACCAAGUACAACAUCAAAACUGCUGUUGCGAAGAAGCUGCUCGAUCCCAUGACAGCUCAGAAGCUUCUGGAAGCCCAGGCUGCCACGGGGGGCAUCAUAGACCUCAUUUCCAGGGACCGGUUCUCAGUCCACAAGGCGAUUGAGCGGGGGCUGAUUGACAGGACCUACAUGCAGAGACUGCUGAAUGCACAGAAAGCUUUCACAGGCAUUGAGGACCCGGUGACCAGGCGAAGGCUGUCUGUGGGGGAAGCAGUUCAGAAGGGUUGGAUGACCAAGGACAGUGCUUUCCCCUACCUGCAAGUCCAGCACCUAACUGGAGGGCUCAUUGAUCCCAAGAAAACUGGUCGCAUCCCUGUGCUGGAAGCUGUCCAGACUGGGAUGAUAACGAGCAACCUGGCCAAUAGGCUCCAGGAUGAGUCCAACUAUGAAAAAGAUCUCAUUGACCCUGUCACUAAAGAGAAGAUAAAUUACAAGGAGGCCAUGGCCCUCUGCCAGAAGGAUUCUCUGAGCCACCUCCUGCUGCUCCCGGCCGCGUCGGAGGGGUAUCAGCGGUACCACCAGGCCAGCCGCUCCCCCAGGCUCUCACGGUUCAGGCACUGAAUGGACCAAGGCACAUACUGGGGCUGGUUCCUUCAGGAGUUCAUCCCUUCAGAACACCUCUCCUCACGGAGGCAGCAGGCCCACAGGAAUGGAGCAUCUAGAAUUUAGGGCUGCCUACGCUUCUCUCUUAGCUCCCUGCCUCCCAACACAGCUCGGCUGUGCAAGGACAAAACCGUGGUGAUGGCCUGCCAUGGACGGGUCCCCACAGCCCCCAGCUGCUGUUCCCUAAUCAGCCCAGAGAGGGGUUGACUGCCUGAACUUCAUGGGCAGUUAUAUGUGGCUAUGGCCAGAAAGGGGGGAGAGCCAGAGUGUUUUCCAGCUGGGUGAUUCUGCAUGCAAUAAACAUAGCAAGCGAGUGGC